UAGAAGAAGUCCACACCACAACGCGUAGAGCUUAAAAAAAAAAAAAAGGAAACCAAGAAAUUUCCCAAAUCUUCCUGAUCACCCGAUAUCCCAUCGAUCACGCAUUAUAUAAGUCAAACACCUGUUCGAAUCGCAUGGCUUCAGCGGCUUCCAUCGAACCCAUCGCCAUCGCCAUCGCCAGCCUCAGGCCCCUGCUCCACCGACGCAGCAUCCGAUUCUUCCUCCGCCGCUGUCGUGGCCGCGACCGCCGCCCCCACCCCGAUACAUGGAGAGCCUAUAGACAUGGUCCUCCUCUUCUUCUCAGAUUCCCCGAUCUCCCUGGCCGUGGGCCUCCUCGUCCUCUUCCUCCUCUUCCGCUUCGCCUUCAAGUUCUUCAUCCUCCUCCUCCUCUUCCUCGUCUGCUCCAACUUCGUCCUCGUCAUUCGAUGACCCCCCCUCCGCCUCCGCAGCCCACCUCCGAUUCCUCCCCCUCCAAGACGGUGAGGACUGUGAUAAAGGGCAGAGUGCAGGGCGUUUUCUAUAGGAACUGGACCAUCGAGAAUGCGACCCAACUGGGUUUGAAAGGUUGGGUUAGGAACCGUAGGGACGGCUCCGUCGAAGCCCUCUUCUCUGGCAAAGCCGAGCUGGUAGAAGAGAUGCAGCAGCGGUGUCGGCGGGGGCCGCCCGACGCGGUGGUCACUGGCCUGGAGGUUUUCCCUACGACUGAUGAUCCGGGCACUGGAUUCGAGCGCAGACCAACUGUUUGAUCGAUUUGUGUAGAGACAGUGAGUUGCCGCCAAUAUCUUACUUACCAUGUAGCAAUACCUACUUUUGUUCCUGUAGUAACACUAUUACCCUUUGCAUCUAAUUGAGGAUUUGUGAGAAUAUUUCUUACGCUGCUUGAUUAUGGCAAUUUUUUCACAUCAAGCGUUGUAAGCAUCAUUUUCGUAGUUUUCUCAACAUUGUGGGAAUAAAUGGUUACCUUACCUCA
This is a messenger RNA of Eucalyptus grandis, 970 nucleotides long. RefSeq lists its product as uncharacterized. The record is from RefSeq and is a predicted model, not a curated record. The transcript is spliced from 2 exons. The coding region runs from base 135 to 746 and encodes 203 amino acids. NCBI's taxonomy places the organism in Eukaryota, Viridiplantae, Streptophyta, Magnoliopsida, Myrtales, Myrtaceae. Gene Ontology annotation, molecular function: acylphosphatase activity.